CGCGCGCAUAGAAGGGUGGACGAAACGCGACAAGGAACUCAAGGUCUCUCAGCGAGCUGAAACGGCGACGGAGGAGGUCAUGCAGCAGGCGGACGAGGGAUCCUGCGUGUCCAAAAUCUGCAGGCAGCGGAGCCCCUACAGCGCUCUCAAGACCUUCCCCAGCAAGCGGAUCGCGGGGAAGGCAAGAUAUGACAGACCCACCAUGGUGGCGAUCCCGCAUCUGGGAGGAGGCGGGGGCGGGCAUCAUUUUCAACAUCUUAACCCCCAUCACCAGCACCUACAGCACCUGCAGCAUCAGCAGCCCUCCCUCAGCAGCAGUAGCAGCGAGCACCACCACGUAUCCCAGCGUUUCCCGUACGAGAACGGGCCCAGCUUCAGAGUCGCGACAUCUACAUCAGCAACAGCCUCGGCGGCAGCGGCAUCGUCGGCCAGCCCGCGGAGGGUCGGCGGCACAGCUGGGCACCAAGUCUCCACAGCAUCCAUCCACGAGCCUCCAGACUGCACCCAAGGACUAAGCGCAGAGAACCGGUUGAUCCUGGAUGUCUUUGCACAGCAGUGCAGUCGGGUGCUGAGUCUUCUCAACAACAAUGGCAAGUUUUUGGACCCUCUGCCCCCGCCCCUUCCGGCAUCAUCAGCCCUGAUGUCCCGCAUUAAGCAGGAGGAUGGGGACUUGGCAGCGGAGCGUCCGGGGGGCCCAUGCCUGGCGGGGGACCCCGAGGCUCAGGAGGCGGGGCCGGAGUCCCUGCAGGCCCACAGGAGGCAGCAGCAGACCUCGGCCUUCCUGCAGGCCUUCACCGAGUCCCUCCAGGGCUACCUGAUCGCCGGGCUCCGCCCCAGCCACGGCCACGCCCCGGGCGGGGACUACUGCCACUCCUCGGACCCCGACCCCCUCUCCGCGUCCCCCGCCCACACGCUGGGGGGCUGGAACUCCCCCACACCCUCCGAGUCCCAGGGACACCCUUCCUCCACGCUGCCCGAGGAAGAGGAGGAGGAAGAGAGCUGCUGCCCCCGCUGCCUGGAACUGGAGCAGGAGGUGCUGUGCCUGCAGCAGGAGAACGAGGAGCUGCGGCGCAAGCUGGACGGCGUACCAGUUCCCUGUCAAACCGUGCUGGACUUCUUUAAGAGGGUCUUGCUGCACCACAAUCAGUUUAGCCAGCCAGCGUCACCAGAGGAGCAGCUGACAGAGGGCAGUAAGCAGCUCCUGGGGAACUACCCUGUCUUCAUCACCAACAAGCAGUGGGACGAGGCGGUCAACUCCUCCAAGAAGGACGGGCGUCGGCUGCUGCGCUACCUGAUCCGCUUCGUCUUCACCACCGACGAGCUCAAGUACUCCUGCGGCCUGGGCAAGAGGAAGCGAUCGGUUCAGAUGGGCGAGGCCGGCCCGGAGAGAAGGCCCCUCAACCCCGUCAAAGUCACCUGCCUCAGAGAGUUCAUCCGCAUGCACUGCGCCUCCAACCCGGACUGGUGGAUGCCCUCAGAGGAGCAGAUCAACAAGGUGUUCAGCGACGCGGUGGGGCACGCGCGGCAGGGCAGGGCGGUGGGCACCUUCCUGGGCAGCAGCGGGAGCUGCAGCAGCGGGGGCAGCAGCAGCUUCUACCUGGAGGGCUUCGACGGCCACGUGUCCCAGGACGACCUCUUCCUGCGUGGCUCCCAGGAGGGGGACUGA
This is a messenger RNA of Megalops cyprinoides (Indo-Pacific tarpon), 1666 nucleotides long. RefSeq names its product BEN domain-containing protein 4-like. Gene Ontology annotation, molecular function: DNA binding. Lineage: Eukaryota; Metazoa; Chordata; Actinopteri; Elopiformes; Megalopidae. Bases 80 to 1666 code for a protein of 528 amino acids. The transcript is spliced from 5 exons. The record is from RefSeq and is a predicted model, not a curated record.